Messenger RNA from Tachysurus vachellii, 1709 nucleotides. RefSeq names its product t-complex-associated-testis-expressed 1 (gene drc5). The transcript is spliced from 4 exons. Lineage: Eukaryota; Metazoa; Chordata; Actinopteri; Siluriformes; Bagridae. Bases 10 to 1365 code for a protein of 451 amino acids. Gene Ontology annotation, molecular function: protein binding. Gene Ontology annotation, cellular component: sperm flagellum. The record is from RefSeq and is a predicted model, not a curated record. Gene Ontology annotation, biological process: flagellated sperm motility.
AAAGCUACGAUGAAUCUGACCAAUAUAAAAAGCCUAGAGUUUAAUACCGAGGCAGACCAUGGAAAACUGCGCAGAAUUAGAGCUGAAGAUCUGGAGUGGUCUUUAGCUGUGGUGCCUUCACUGACACAGCUAAGUCUUGAACACAUCGUGCAAAAUUUUGAAGAAAAUCCCAUUGUUGAGGAACUCUCACCCAAACAUAAGGCUUCUGUCCUGGAUAAGCUUCCUCCGACUCUGCCUCUGACCAUAACAGCAAACCUGAUCAGCGACGAGGGCUUCUGGAAGCGAUGCUGUCAAAGCCGUUGGAGGGUGUGCGAUGCCUCUGAUUAUGGCAACAGCUGGAAGCGCAUGUUCUUUGAACGCCAUCUCGAGAACAUCAUUGAACAUUUUCUCCCAGACAUAACCGACAACCAGUCUGUGCUGGAGAUUGUGCCACUGUGCAGAAACUAUGUUAAGCGGCUGAGGAUCUCACAACUCCUGCCACCAGUUAAAGAGAAGCCAAUGUUUGAAGAUGGUGACAGCGCAGAUUCUGUCAGCGAUUUUUAUACCGAGGGGCCUUCAAUGGAUCACUUUGACUUCCGAAUUCUGCUGGACAAACUGAUCAACCUGGAAGAGCUGCAGUUGGUUUAUGGUGUAAAAAACUGUGGAAUGAACUUUGAGUGGCAUCUGUUUGAGUUUACACUCCGUGACUGUCAAUCAUUGGCUGAGGCUGUGAAAUCCUGCAAAUCCUUGAAGGUUCUCAGACUCCAUCGGAGCAACAUGGAUGAUGAGAGGUGUCGCAUACUGGUAAAACACCUGCUGGAUCACCCAUCCCUGCUGGAGCUCGACUUCUCACAUAAUGUUAUAGGGGAUAGAGGGGUGAGGGCCAUCAGCAAACUCCUCAACCACAGCUGUCUGGAGACACUGAACAUGUAUGAUAACUGGAUCAGUGGUAUAGGGGCCCAAGCCUUAGCCCAUUCCCUCUCCAAAAACAGCUCUUUAGUGUCACUUAACUUGAGACUGAAUCAGCUAGGGGAUGAAGGCGGCCAUGCUAUAGCCCAGGCCCUGCUAAAAAAUCAGACUCUGGUAAACCUUCAGUUAGGGGCCAAUGAGAUGACAGAGGCCACAGCCACAGCAUUCUCACAGGUCUUAGUACAGAACACUACACUGAGGAACCUCAACUUGUCCUGCAACAAACUUGGAAUGGAUGGAGGGAAGGUCCUGGAAGAAGGGAUGUUGCACAACAGCAGCUUGCUGGAGUGUGAUAUUCGCCUAACUGAAAUAAGCCUGGAGAGCGAUUACUGUAUCCGAGAGGUACUGUGCACCAAUCAGGACAAAGCCCGACGCAAAUGCUCACAGGACACAGUAAACGGCGUAUACAAACCGUAAACCGUUGUUUAAGAUGCAGCUUGUUUGUUAAAUAUCACACUGAGAAAAUUAUAAUUUUGAUGUGAUCUGCUGAAUAAUCCUGAAUAAUAAUACAUGACUAUUUUAAAUUCUAGCAUGCAGGUGCUUGUAAUGAUUAGCUCCCCCAUGAAAAGAUUGCAGUCAAAAACUAUGGUUACAUGGUGAAAAAGGAACAUUUAUCCCAAUGGAGUAAGGGGCUGAAACACAGAAUGGAGACAGAUGCUGUUAAUAUUUGCCUUUAAAACUGCAUGCCCAUAUGAGCCCAGGCAAUCUGUUUGCUUCAUUUGGAAACCAUCAUUUGUUGCCAUUAUUUAUUUUAGACACUG